Messenger RNA from Aspergillus bombycis, 1533 nucleotides. RefSeq names its product flavin-containing monooxygenase. The coding region runs from base 1 to 1533 and encodes 510 amino acids. The record is from RefSeq and is a predicted model, not a curated record. Gene Ontology annotation, molecular function: flavin adenine dinucleotide binding; NADP binding; N,N-dimethylaniline monooxygenase activity. NCBI's taxonomy places the organism in Eukaryota, Fungi, Ascomycota, Eurotiomycetes, Eurotiales, Aspergillaceae. The transcript has a single exon.
AUGACGCAAUCCCACCCCACACCCGAUUACGAUAUCCUCAUCGUCGGCGCCGGGUUCUCCGGGAUCUUCCUCUUGCACCAGCUUCGCAAGUUAGGAUAUAAAUGCAAGAUCUAUGAGACCGCGCCAGACCUUGGUGGAGUAUGGUACUGGAACACCUACCCCGGUGCCCGCGUCGAUACAGAGAGCUUUAUCUACCAGCUGUCUAUCCCGGAAGCAUGGCAGGACUGGGACUGGAAGGAAAGGUUUCCCGGCCGGGAGGAGUUGCAGGCAUAUUUCCAACAUCUUGAUAAAGUGCUCACUAUCAAGAAAGAUGUCGAGUUCGAAACAAGAGUGGUUGGAGCACAGUUUGAUCGGAGCACCGCCCAGUGGAAGGUACAGACUGAGAAUUCGAAAACCGUCACUGCGCGGUUCUUUUUACCUUGCGUGGGGACGUCGACGAAGCCCUAUGUACCUGAUUUCCCUGGUCUGGAUACUUUCCGGGGGGACGUUUAUCAUUCCUCGGCCUGGCCGCGGGAGGGCGUGUAUGUGAAAGGGAAGAAAGUCGCUGUCAUUGGAACUGGCUCCAGCGGCGUUCAGCUCAUCCAGGAAUGGGCCAAGGAAGCAGACACCCUGACUGUUUUCCAACGAACGCCAAAUCUGGCUCUUCCCAUGGGCCAGGAAACUUAUACGGCGGAGCAGCAGGCAGGGAUCCGUUCCCGCUACCCACAGGUCUUCGAAGACAGAACGAAAACAUUUAGUGGAAACCUGGAGGAUUUCCUACCGACGAAAUUAUUCGAUGCUUCACCUGCGGAGCGGGAGGUGUUGUUCGAAACGAACUGGAAGAAGGGUGGCUUUUCGUUUAUUCUAGACAACUACUCGGAUAUACUGCUUGAUGAGAAGGCGAAUCGUGAAUUAUAUAAUUUCUGGGCGAAGAAGACACGCGAGAGGAUUGUUGAUCUUAGGAAAAAGGAUCUUCUAGCUCCGUUGGAGCCGUUUCAUCCGUUUGCGACAAAGCGUUCAUCGCUAGAGCAGGACUAUUUUGAGCAGUUCAAUCGAUCGAACGUGGAUAUUGUCAAUCUCCGUGCAGUCGAGAUCGCUGAGGUUAAACCUACCGGUAUCGCUACCAGCGAUGGGAACCAUUACCCUGUCGAUGCUAUUGCCGUCGCUACCGGUUUUGACGCCGUCACUGGUCCCAUCACGAAUAUGGGCCUUCUAAGCACGGACGGUAAGCCACUGGCUGAGGAGUGGAAGGAUGGAGUCCACACGUACUUGGGCAUGGCGAGCCAUGGUUAUCCGAAUAUGUUCUGGAUUUACGGGGUACACGGACCCACAGCACUGAGCAAUGGCCCGGUGUCCAUUGAGCUCCAAGGCCAGUGGGUCAUUGAUGCAAUUCAGAAGAUCGACAGGAGCGGAUUAUCAUACGUUGAGCCCACCGCCGAAGCGGAGCAGAAGUGGAAAGCGUUGGUGAAUCAGAUUACGGAUAUGACCUUGGUGCCAAAGGCGGACUCGUGUACAUGGGAGCCAAUAUACCCGGCAAGAAGCGAGAGCAUUUGA